UGGCUCGAGGAAGAGGCUCGAGGAAGUGGCUCGAGGAAGAGGCUCGAGGAAGUGGCUCGAGGAAGAGAGGACUCGAGGAGGCAGAAAAACGAGAAUUGAGGAAGGCCCGAUGUGUGUCUCUCUCCGUUUCUCGUUAUUCAGCUGCUGCAGCACAGGACCUGGUUUAUUAGAGCCCGACAAACAGCAGCUCAGAUCAGCCCAGAGUCAGACUGAAGUCUGAUGGAGGUCAAACUGUCCCGUUAAAGUGCAGCAGAGAGGGAAAAUGUGAUGUGGAUCCUCACAGAUGGACGUUUACAACUCAAACUGAGAGGAAACCGAAGUUUGGACUUUUGUCCUGCAGAAACACAGACUCUCCGCCUCGGACUGACAGUCUGGAAACUCUUCGAGGAGCGUUAAAAUAACUUCUGGAAAGUAGUUUUGGGAGUUGUGUUGGGAGUUUAAGAGAUGUCCGAGCCAGAGAAGAGCGAGGACAUUCCUGAUGAGUCUGCAGGAAAAGGAAAAGGAAUUCCAAACGGAGGGAAUUCUGCAAAAAGCAAAGAGGAUUAUGACCUGGCUUCCAUCUAUGUGUCAGACGCUCAAUACAACAGGAACAUCUACUUCGACACGUCGCCUCAGGCUGUGAGACUGUAUCUGCGCUACAACCACUGGAUCCCUCAGGUGCUCCUCUUCUUCUUCAUCCUGGUCGAUCUGUCUCUGGCCCUCUUCGAGGAGCCGGCCGUCGUCCCUCUGCCUUCAUGGGCCACCAUGCUGGUGGAGCUGCUCUGUCUGCUCGUCUUCACCAUUCGACUCGUUCACUACGCCAAAGUGAUCCCUCGAGACAAGUUCUGGAAAGAUCCCAAAAACAUCUGCAUCAUCGUCAUUGUCGUGCUCACUCUGGUCGAUAUGAUCAUCUACGGAGCGCUGAAGGCUACAAACUGUUACGGUGUCCGCUGGUCCAGAGUCCUGCGCCCGCUGCUGCUGGUGAACGUCACAGAGGGACGGCAGCUCCGCCGAGCGUUCAGAAGCAUCCGGAACGCUCUGCCUCAGAUCUUCUACGUCUUCCUGCUCUUCAUGUUCAGCCUCCUCAUCUUCUCCCUCAUGGCGCUCAAACUGCUGGGCAAACGAGGUCUGAAGACGAUCGAUGGCGCUCCGUACUUCACCAACUACCUGGAGAUCGUCUUCGAUCUGUACGUCCUCGUCACGACGGCCAACAGUCCCGACGUCAUGAUGCCGGCGUACAACGCCAGCUUCUACUUCGCCAUCUUCUUCAUCUUGUACAUCCUCAUCAACAACUACAUCUUCAUGUCCGUCUUCUUGGCCGUCGUCUACAAUAACUACAAGAAGCACCUGAAGGAGGAGAUACGGCAACUGGUGAGGGCCAAAAGGCACAAGAUGGUGCAAGCGUUCGCUGUGCUGCAGGAGCAGCGGGAGGAGGGCGGGGAGCCGGUGGUGAGCCAGGCUGACUGGAACCAAAUAGUCCGACUGGUCCAGCCCGACAUCAGCAACGCUCACAGAGAGCUGCUGUGGAGCGUCUCCGACAACAACAACCAGGGCUGCAUCGGUAAGGUGGCGUUCGUUCAGCUGGCCGACCUCCUAAACAUCGAGGUGAUCACGCUCAAGUCGAGACCCCACCCGCUCCACGGUCUGUGCCCCGCCCUCUACCUGUCGGCCCCCAGCCGCCUGCUCUGCCGAUUGGUCCAACACCGGGCCUUUGUGAUCGUGUACGACCUGAUCAUCCUGGUGAACGCCGUGUUCAUCGGUCUGGACGAGACGAAUCCGUUGAUCGCUAACUCUGAGUGGGUGUUUCUGGCUCUCUACCUGCUUGAGAUCCUGAUGAAGCUCUACGUGUUCGAGCCCAGGGCGUUCUUCUCCAGACACAGCUUCUGGAACUGGUUCGACACGAUCAUCGUCAUCUCCGCUCUCAUCGCCACAAUCAUCAACGCCACCUUGACACCAUCGGGAAAUUACACCAGCCGACAGAUCCUGGACAUCGUCUUCAUCCUGAGAGUCCUCAGACUGAUCCGGGUGGUGGACAGCAUCAAAAGGUUUCGUACAAUCAUCAACACCCUGAUCAGGAUCGGACCAGCAAUCCUCACAUUUGGACAGCUGAUCAUUGUGGUGUACUACAUCUUUGCCAUGGUGGGGAUGGAGCUGUUCAAAGACAAGGUGAAGUUUUACGAGGACUUGAGCGACCCGGCAAAUCUGUACUGCGGAAACGAUCAGCUGAAAGGAACGGCCUUCGCACAACUCAACUACUGCAAGAACAACUUCAACAACGUGGUGUCGUCCUUCAUCCUGCUGGUGGAGCUCACUGUGGUCAACCAGUGGCAUGUGCUCAGCAGCGGCUUCGCUGCCGUCACCCACAAAUCAGCCCGGAUCUUCUUUGUCAUCUUCCACAUCAUGGUCGUCAUCGUCAUCAUCAAUAUCUUCGUGGCGUUCGUACUCGAGGCGUUCUUCGUGGAGUACUCGGUGGAAAAGAGCGACCUGCAGACGUCUCUGGAGAGGAAGAUUGAGGAGCUGGAGCUGGCUGUGGCGCAGGAGACGUUGGAGGAUAAUUUGGUGAACGCCAUGGAAACCAUCGACAACGAUCAGGGAACCAGGCAGGCGGCGAACAACAAACCCGCCCUGAUGUUUAAAAUCGCUUCAAAAAGAUAUCGGACGGUGGACGCUCUGCUGCAGCGGAUGUUCGAGUCCGACCUCGACCCCGAAGACUUCGCUGAGAAUGACGAUCAGACGAACUUUGCCAACCCGACGUUCAGCUCUGCGUAGAGACAUUAAUGUACAAAUACAUAUGAAGGGAAACAGAUUCUAUCAUUUAUAUACAGUUUUAUACUCAUCUGAUGUUUGUCCAGUGUUAUAUUUUUAUAUUUCUGUAGCUCUGUGUAGAAACGCAUAAAGAAUAUUUACACUGG
Molecule: messenger RNA, 2891 nt
Organism: Cottoperca gobio
Lineage: Eukaryota; Metazoa; Chordata; Actinopteri; Perciformes; Bovichtidae
Gene: tpcn3
Product: two pore segment channel 3
Exons: 20
Coding region: 445-2748 (767 amino acids)
Biological process (GO): transmembrane transport; monoatomic ion transport
Cellular component (GO): membrane
Molecular function (GO): monoatomic ion channel activity
Source: RefSeq, a predicted model, not a curated record